GAUUCAGAUCUAAAUCUACUUUUUACCCCACACAUCUCAGAGACAAUAUUGUAAACAUGUUUCAAAAAAAUGUAGAAACUGAACUAUCUUUAUUACAUGAAACUACAAGUGAUUUACCACCUAGGAAUAAUCUUACAAUGAAAGAAAAAAGGGCACUUAAUACUUUGAAAAAUGACCAUGAUAUAGUUAUUCGAAAAGCAGACAAGGGAGGUCAAAUUGUUAUACUUAAUAAAUCAGAUUAUGUUUUUGAGGCCCAUAGACAACUUUCAGACAGAGAGACAUACUUACCUCUUGAAAAAAGUCCCCUAAAUAUAUAUGCUUCAGAGCUUGAUGCUUUGCUACAAGAGGCAUUAAGCUUUAACAUCAUUGAUGAUAAACUUAUUGCCUUUAUUAAAAAUGACACACCAAAAUCAGCCAUUUUUCACCAUUUGCCUAAAAUACAUAAAAAAGAGAGACCACCAGUAGGACGCCCUAUUAUAGCAGGUAUUGGUUCACUUGGCGAAAAUUUGUGCGAAUUUAUAGAUCAUUUUCUACAGCCCCUAGUUCUAAGACUACCUAGUUAUCUUAGAGAUAGUGGUCACUUAUUACACUCUCUUGAUAACUAUCAAUGGAAUUCACCUAAUCUAAAAUGGGCCUCAAUUGAUGUCGCUUCCUUAUACUCAUGCAUUCCCCAUGACCUUGGCCUACAGGCCAUUGAAUUUCAUUUAAACCAAUAUAGCACUUACGAUUCUAACCUCAUCACUUUUUUACUAAAAUCUAUAUAUUUUCUCCUCACCCAUAAUUUUUUCUAUUUUGAUAGAAAGUACUAUCUACAAUGUAGAGGCACGGCCAUGGGGGCCAAAUUUGCACCCUCCUACGCGAACCUCUUUUUAGUAGGAUUUGGAGGAGAAGGAGAGGUGUGCGAGAGACAGCAUGAGUGUAAGGAGAUGUGA
Xenopus tropicalis (tropical clawed frog) is the source of this 932-nucleotide messenger RNA. RefSeq lists its product as uncharacterized. The transcript is spliced from 2 exons. Bases 57 to 932 code for a protein of 291 amino acids. The record is from RefSeq and is a predicted model, not a curated record. NCBI's taxonomy places the organism in Eukaryota, Metazoa, Chordata, Amphibia, Anura, Pipidae.